This is a messenger RNA of Eremomyces bilateralis CBS 781.70, 569 nucleotides long. RefSeq lists its product as uncharacterized. The coding region runs from base 216 to 509 and encodes 97 amino acids. NCBI's taxonomy places the organism in Eukaryota, Fungi, Ascomycota, Dothideomycetes, Eremomycetales, Eremomycetaceae. The record is from RefSeq and is a predicted model, not a curated record. The transcript has a single exon.
AGGAUAUUGAUUCUGCUUCUUCUUGCUGCUUGAUCUUGCUGCUUGCUCAAAGAUACUCCCUACCGCCCACGUCCCAUCGCACGCAUAUACGCACGCACCGCCAUUCUUGGAACCACCCAGUCUGACUGAUUCGACAAGUGGGAGAAGUGAAGAUUGACUGCCAAUUGCUUGGAAUUCCAUUGGGAAUUUGCACGCGAACAGGUCAUAUAGGUGAGAUGAUUUCUAUUACUGUUCUGUUACUUGUCACGCCGAAUCCACAGCAGCGAGAGAGAAAACGGGAGGGAGAGAGUCACCAAUGUGCCACCAGAGUUUUGCCAAAGAGCCAGAGAGAGAUCGAGAGCCAGAGCCAGAGAGAGCGAGAGAUCCAGCGAGAGGAAGCAGCAGGGAGCAUCACCAACCCGCCACCAAAAAAAGAUUCCCAAAAGUCCAGCCCACGCCACAACAUGUCACAAAAACCAGCAUCGUGCAAAACCCCACAUGGGCGACAUCUCGCAUCUCGCACCGAUUGAAACUAUGCGAAACCGGCCAUUUCCUGCAGCCCUCCGGCCGCCAAUGCAGCAGCCGCCGCA